AUGGCAAUGCUGCUGCCAGUGCCGGGACGCCCGUCGGGGCUUUGCUUAUUCCUGCUGCUCUUACAGGUAAGAGGGGCCUCACGGGGCGCUGCUCGGCGAGAGGGUCCAGCCUCCCCGCUGCCGCUGAAGCCCACCCUGCUCUCCGAGAGGGAGCCUUUCUCCUUUCUUCAAACUAUUUCUGUUCAAACUUUUGGGUUAAAUGUAGUGUACAGAUAUAUGUAUAGAUAGCAAAUAAUAAUAAUUAAUAAUAAAUAAUGUAGUAAACGGGCGACGGGCGGGGAAGUUUUGUGCAGAGAACAUAAGCUUGCAGUGUUGCAUCCCACAGUUUGAAAUAAAGGUCACAGUUUCAAACAUAGUCCUUCUCUGAAGCUGUGGUACAAUAAAGAUAUUAUUAUGUUAUCCCAAAAUAACUUUCCAGAAGGAAGUAGGAGUCAGUGGUGGGCUGCAGUCAUGUUCCUUUUGGACCACAUGAAUUAUAAAACAAUUCACCUUCUGAAAACUAUAUUUUUGGUUGUGGAAGGUUUAUUUGACUUAGUUGUCAGUCAAGACAAUGGUCCGGAUUUGUCUCCUUUCAGGUUACAAUUUGCUUGUUUCCAUUUUCUUGCUACCACUGUACGUGCCAGAAAGGUUCAUAUGAUUUGAAGAGAAACCAGAAAGUGAAAUUGACAUUAUUUGAAACCUAUUGCGAUUUCUUCCUUAGUGAAAAUGUAUAAAAGAGCCAUUAAGGGGGCUGGUGCUAAAGUUUGUCCUGUAUUUAAUGUAAUUUCACAAAAACCUUUUGCCCAGAACCGCUUUAUUAAAGGGUUAUGUCCACCACAUAUGUUAGAAUGUACCUGGAUCCCCCCCCCCUUGCAGCACGAUAGAUGAGUUAUCAAGGUGUGAGGAAUCGGUACCACCUUUGUGCAAAUUUUAUCUUUUACUUUGAUUGGAGAGAAAUGAAAGGAUCUUUCCCCAUGUAAUUGUUCAUGAACUUACCUGUCAUUGUUCUUGUAUCAUAAGAGACCCUUUGACCAUCAUUGGUGCCCCUAAAACAUUCCCCCUGCCCCAACCAAGAUAGAUACUAAAGAGUUAUGUGAGUAGCCUUGGUUAGAAAGUUUGAAAGAGAUGUGGGCAAAAUGCUUAACUGUCUCAGGUGGAAGGAUUUGGGGGCUCUCUCCGACUCACCACGAAAAAAGUUCUAUCAGGCAGGCUUAAAAGUGGCUGCUUUCCUUGAAGCUCGAGGGAGGUGGUUUUUGCUGCCUCUUGAUUCAUCCUUAUUUUUCCUGCAUGCUAGGCUGGAAGGUGGCUUUGUGAGGAGAUGGCAGCCCCGUGUCAACCAGGCUUCAGUCAACAGACUUACACUUUCAAUGUGCCCAGGUCUAACUUGGAAAGAUAUCGUGUGUUGGGCAAGGGUAAGAGAUAUUUCUUAAUACUCCUUCUCUCCUUAAGAUUUCCAUUUGUGGGUGGGGCAUUCUGCCUUUACUUGUCCAUAAUCACAGAAUAACCUUGUCAAAUUUGCUGUGUAGCCCAGUCUCUUUCUUUAAAACACAGUAAUGUAUUUAGGGGGCUGGAUUCAUCAUUCUGCUAAGUAUGCUAAAGAUCAGAGCCCAAGCCCCCUGCUGUGAUGUCACUGUCUGGGAGUUUCCAGGGACAAGAAAGUGCCCUGUUUCCUUAAUGUUAUUGCAGCUCAUUCUUCUGGCGAAGGAUGACUCACAACCGAUAAGUGUGAACAAUCCUGUGAGAAAAAACAGGCUGUAGCAGCCAUAAGGUAAAUACAAAUAAUAACAGAAAUUACAUGCCCUGGGCUUUGGCUCACUUGUAGAUUCACUGGAUGAUUACUUCCUCCUUCUGUAAGGGGAAACUGAUUGACUGCUGGGCAAGCUAUUCUUUCUUCUGUAAAAUGGGUAUAACAACUUGCCUUUCAAGGUGAUAGGGAUAAUGAAAAGGCUAUUCUGCAAAGCACAAAAAGUGCAAGUUUAUGAAUGAUAAAUGGAAGAAAGUUGGUGAAUCUAGACUCUCAGCUCAGCUGCAUAUGAAUAUGUGUCCAGCUGGGAGCGCAGAUUGCCACCUAAGAAGCUCUGCUCUCAUAUUUUGGGCAAGUUAGUGGUACCAGGUUUUUGCCCCUUAAUCUGAAGCACUGCUGUUGUCUGCUUGUGACUGGACUGGAGGAGACUGCUCUUCAGUCCUUUGGUAUAAACCUAAGUAGUUUAUAGAGACAGGAGGAGACAUUUUGAGCCACCAAAGUGUUAACAAGAAGUUCAGGUAGCUUCAAACCUGCCCUUUCCCCUCCAGCGAUUCAAGGUGGAGCCUGAUGGUAGAGAGACGCUGACUUGUUCCAACCCGCAGCUGCUGGGUGUGUUGCUUGUGUUUGUUCAUCUGAACUUUGACUAUCGCUCUUGACUGGUUACCUGGCAGCCCAAUCAGGGGCUUCCUGCUUUUCUGCUUAUCGUAGUUUCGUUAGCAUGACAAGGCGGGCUGCGGGCCAUGUCAAUAAUCCUUUGUGAAUCAUUUACCUUGUUUCACAUGGAAUCGGCUUGGAGUCUUAUUUUCCGUUCUGCUAUGAAAAAGAUUGGCUCUUGACUGUUGACCUUGGCUGGUGAUCAUGAAAUAAUCCUGAAUUUGAGCUGGCUUUGCAGGUCGCUAUCCUAUGUCCUGACCUCUUCUUCUCCAUGUCCUCUUACCCUGGUUGAAUGCAAAGCCAGGCCCCUGAAAUAAUAAUCACCAUCAUGCUUAUGCAGCUUUUAUUAUUGGCAUUUCAUCAAAUAAAGCUUAAGACAGCCAAACUUUUAAGUAACAGAUCUUACUAGUAAUGUCAAGACUUUUAAAAAAGAGGCUUUUGAAAGUCUUGCCCUUCCCCAUGUUCUUUCUUGCCAGUUACUAAAAUCCAUUCUUAUCAACACUAUUAGUGAAUGUGGGGACAGUGGAUCAAAGUGUUCACAGACAUUGUGCAACGCAGGUUUUUGGCUGCCCUGUGCUGUCUGGGGUUGAUGGGAGUUGUAGUCCAAAACAUCUAGACUUGGGAAGGCCAUUCUUUGCUCCUGUGAAAGGGAAGGGGCUCCCUUUUUCAGUGGUGAUUAACUGAUUUUAAAGGGACAGAUUUAAGCCUCAGGUAAGCAAGCUAAACUUGACUCAGUUUCUUGGCAAGAAUGUGGUACACACCCAAUGCAGUUGAUCUUAACUGCAAAGUGGAGUUAGCACACUUGUCUCAAAAUGCAGACAAAGUGGGAGGGAGAGACAUACUAAUUUUCGUUCUUAGUGCUAAGUUGGAUAAGGCAGAGGGGGAAGCAGAGAAAGUUGUAUAAAUGCACAUAUUGCUCAUCAUCACAAUGAAGCUAAUGACAUGAGCUUAGAAAAUAUUUUAUUGGCUUCCAACAAACCAGAGACUCGGGCAUUCUGAAACAUUUUUCCAGAAUCGGAAACCUUUUCGUGGUUAACUGUGAAAGUGUAAAGGCUGUUAAAAGGCACAAGAGUCCUGAAGGAAACCAACAAUUGGCAUAGCUGAUGGCAGAACACUGGACGUUUAGCAGCCAGGCAUGUAAAUAACAACUGCCCACUUCCUGCUAGAAUGGUGUAUCUUUUUUGUUUAUAGGCAUUUUUGUUCAUUAACAUGGUCUUUAGCGCAUCUUAGUGCAGGGUGCAAGAGUUGCUGUAUUGAUCCUGGAACAAGAGCAGUCAGCGCUCAGUAGAAAAGCACCUGCUUGCAAGUGGAAAGUACCAGCUUCAAUCGCAGGCACUGCCAACUUGUAGUGCUAGGAAGAACCUUGGGAAACCACUGCCAGUCAGAGUUGGCAGGACCAGGCACUCCUUAAAAGUGAGUGAGUGCCAUACUAUGGUGCUACUUAGUGGAGGAUUCUACAAGCUUUUGAAUUGCACAGAACUCUUCAUCAGGACAUAGAAGGAUAUCACUACUUAUUUGGAUGUACUUGAUUGCCCUUUACCUUCUCCCCCCACACCCCACCCAGUUAAGGAGGACAGUGGGUGUCCUACCGAUGAUGACACAAUGCCUCUGCGUGUGAAUAUGCAUGCAAUACUUCCUGCUUGUUUUUGUAUUGCAAAAUUAGAGGGAAGCUGAGUCAGGUUGUCGUGUGCGUGUGUGUGUGUAAAUUGCACUUGUGCCUCCCACAAUUGAACUGCUUAUCACAGGCUUUUGGGGGUUGUUGCCAGUGAGUCAGUGCUGGUGAUUUCCUGCUAUGGUAACAAAUGUGAGAGUUGCUUGGCGUUGUGGUGAAAGGACUGGGCUGCAACCAAGGAAGUAAUCUGGUUGAACCUCAGCUUUGCUACAAACUCACUAGGCUGCCUUGGGCAGUAUGCAUCUGUAUACCAGUGGCUAGAAACUGUCGGAUGGGAGAGUGCGCUUGUGCUCAGUCUCUGUCACCCUAUCUGCAAUAUUGGGGGAGUUAAUAAUACUGAUCUACCUUAUAGGGUUGCUGUAUAGUGCCUGCAAAGCACUUUGUGCACUUGAAAGAACUAUACAAAGUGUUUACAGGUAACUCACAGCUCAGGAACAUUUAACUGGUGCGCAUUCAGCACAUUUGUGUUUGGCAAAUUAAAAUGAAUAAAUAAACAGGGGUUUCAAAAGCGGGCAGGCAUCUGGGGGGGGGGAGACUUUGACAAUCCCAUCUACCAUUGAACUCAAUGUGUUUUGACUAUACAUGAGUUUUGGUUUUAGGUGCUUUCCCCAAAAUGUAACCCCAUCAUAAGUUGAGAGUCAACUGCAUAUAAAAAGUUGAGAGUCACCUGCAUGAGAUACUGUGAUGCUGACCUGAGCCAAAUGGUACCACUUUAGAGGUUUUUAAGGCUCCCACUCUGAUGAAAGGGCACAUGACAAUGAAACAGUUACAUUUAGGAAAACACUCCAAACUCUCCCUGGAAUCUAGGAAGCUCCAUGGAAGUGAAGUUGCAUUUUUUGCCAGAUGGCGCCUGAAAGAUCUGUCUAGGUAUUUGUGGGUGAGUUAGAGCCUUAUUGCUCACCGCCUUGGCCUUGGCCAACUCCUGAUAAGGCUGCCCAAGAUAAAGGUCCACUGCUGAACCCAUUUGAAAGGCUGUCCAGUUGAAGUUAGGGAUGUAGGAAGCUGGAAGCUUCAGAUCAUUCGCCUAUCUAGUUCAGUAUUGUCUAUGCUGACUGGCAGCAAUGGCUGUCCAGGUUUCCAGGCAGGGAACCUCCCCAGUCCUCACUGAAGGUGAUUCUUCCAGGCAUUGAACUCAAGACCUUUUUAUAUGCAGAGCAGAUGCUCAGCCACAGCCCUUCCUCAACAGUGAGCAUCCAGACAACAGGCACGCAGGGCACCCAGGGAACAGCCUUUUCUUUUCUUAUUUUAAAAAAAGUUUUUUAUUUAUACAACAAGAAAAACAAACAAACAAAAAACACAAAUACCAAAUUAUACACAAAUUACAAAAAUAACCAUAGACACAUAAUAUUCUUAGCAAACAAUAAAACAUCUAUUGGUCUUAACACUAAAGACCCAACCUCCCAUCUAUUCCAUACUUCAAAUUCAUAUUACUUAUUGCCAAUACACAUUUUUUUUUCAUAAUUAAACUUAUUCUCAUUAAAUCUAAUUUCUUAUAUCUACCUUACAACUAUUACUGAAGUUCCUUGAAUGCUGCAACAGAAUUUAAACUACUAUAUUUAUUUUUCAGAUAUUCUUUAAAAACCUCCCAUUUAGAAACAAAUUCCUGUUUUGAUUUAUUCUUUAUUUUUUCUGAUAAACCAUCUAAUUCAGCAUAUUCUGUCAGCUUUUGGAUCCAAUCUUGAAUAGAGGGGAUUUCAUUACUCUUCCAUUUUGCUGCAAUCAAAACUCUUGCUGCCGCCGUCACAUAUAAAAAGAUAUCCUUCCUCUUUUGUGGAAUAUCCAAAUCUGUUAUUCCCAGGAGGUAGGCCUCUGGUUUUUUAUUGAAAGAGAUCUUUAGCAUUUUUUGCAGUUCUGCAUGUAUACUCUCCCAGAAUACCUGUAUUUUCCUACAUAUCCACCACAUAUUGAAGAAAGGGGGAACAGCCUUUUCAAUCGUGUAUUGCUAUCUAAAUUAUAGUUAGGAAUUUUAAAAAUGUGCAUCUCUGCAUAUAAAUCAGUGUAUGCAAAUGAUAUUUAAAUGUAUGUUUUGUUUUCCAAUUGUAAUUGGCAACCUGGUGCCUUUCACAUGUUUUGGAUUACAGCUUCCACCAGUCCCAGCCAGCACAUCGGCCGCGGCUAUUGGAAGCUGUAUUUCAAAGCAUGUGAAAAAGUAUGAGGCUGGGUUCUAAGUUUGUCCUCCAACAAAAGUUGUAAGACAACAGUAGCUAAAGGUGUAUUGCUCCUUGUAGGAGACCUUUUGGUAAGAGGUGACUGGAUUUUUCUCCUCCAGACAUCUUUGUAUUUGCUGGUUGGUGGAAAUAAAUAUGGACAGUGUCCCUUUGUUCUUGUCUGGGGCAAAACACUCAGUGCCUCCCCUGCAGCAGCUGCUGCUCUGUGCAGUGGGCUGCACUGUUUCCACCAGGGUGGAGAUACAAAACAGGUAAGCCAGUAUUUGAGCAGGCAUGUGGAAACUUUGAGAUGUACAUGGGCAAUUGCCUGAUGAAGUCUGUGUGACUUAAAAGCUUGCAUAAUUCUGUAUCACCUUGAGCUUUUCCCGAAGAGCUAUGAUCUUUUUUGGGGUGGUGGAUGUGGUAUCCACAAUAUUCUCUCUUUUUUUUUUAAAUGAUAUUUAUUAAAGUUUCAAAAAAGGUUACAAAAAUAAGAAGAAGAAAAAAGAAAAGAAAAAAUACAAAAUACAGAAAAAUAAAAACACUUAAAAACAAAUCAAUCUUUCCAUGUCAUGUCUUUCAUUUACUUGUUUCCCUGACCUCCUCACACCUCCCUUUUUUGUAUUCCAGUUCAGUUAGUUAAUUCAGCAAAUCCUUUCCCUCUUUGUUUUUAUCCUAAUCCUUUAACUUAAUAUAUUGUAACUUUGGAUUCUUACCUGUUAACAAACCAUUUUUACAUACUCCUUUAUAACAUUGCUGCUAAAACCACUUGACUUCAUUCUGACAUCAUUCUAACAUUCAUUAAUUUUGCAGUAUUUCUGUAAAUAGUCUUUAAAUUUCUUCCAAUCUUCUUCCACCGACUCUUCUCCCUGGUCUCGGAUUCUGCCAGUCAUUUCCGCCAGUUCCAUAUAGUCCAUCACCUUCAUCUGCCAUUCUUCCAGGGUGGGUAGAUCUUGUGUCUUCCAAUACUUUGCAAUGAGAAUUCUUGCUGCUGUUGUGGCAUACAUAAAGAAAAUUCUAUCCUUCUUUGGCACCAAUUGGCUGACAAUGCCCAGGAGAAAGGCGUAUCCACAAUAUUCUCUCUCCUUUCACUGAGUAGGUGAAAGCAAGCAAACUCUAAUCUAUUUGGGAUCUGGUGCACACACUGGCUGGGCACAGGGUUUCAAAUUAAGUAGCACUUAAGCCCCAGAGGGGUGCACCUGGGCAGCCCUUUAGCUGAACUCUUUCAGAUGUGGCAGCCAAGACAGGGGUUGAUGAUAGGGUGAGAUCCCCCAGCCCUGCUAAUCCUCAGAGGUGCUGCACUUCAAAGGCCCUUGAUUGGAGCAAAGGGCUUUCCGCAGGCCUAACAAACUGGCCUGUAAUUAGGCAAUAAUCUCUCUAUCUCUCUUGUGUGCAUUUUUUCAGCAGGUGUGUGUCUCUGUGUAGCCAUUCCUUGUUUCUGUCACCCAGCUGGAGCUAAACUCAGCUAGCUUCAGGGCUGUAACACUGGCUGAUUUAAAGAGCCCUGUUCGCACAGAGAGAGAGAGAGAGAGAGAGAGAGAGAGAGAGAGAGAGAGUUUGUAUUUUGAGGAACUUAUCUGACUGGGUUGGAAACUUAUCCCCUUUUUUUUAAUCAAGGGACUGAUCGACUACAGCUGACCCUCUUUGUUUUGCACUAAAGUGUGCUCCCCCAGGAAGUAGUAGAAGGUGGCAGUAACUCCCCAAAACUCGAGUAGGAUUCUGGGGCUGAAAAAUUCACCUGGCCAGCCAGAUUGCCUGCCCUGGUGCAAGUUUCAACCCUGCUCAAAUGACAAACUCCCCCCACCAGCAACUUCAGAUUAAAACUGUGUCUUAGAUUCAGAGGAGAGGAAAAUGCAUUCCUGGUCCUUUCUGCAGGAACAAAAUAGUCCUGGAGUGUAAAAGUGAAACCUGUCCAGUGAGCUUCCUCGAAUCCCCUGAGAGGUUCUGGUCCUCCCUUUUGCUUUGUUCCCUUGUUGAUUUUGAUCUGGAAUGACAUGUGCCAAAACAAAGGGAUUCAUGUGACUUUGGAGAGAGUCACUGAUUUCCCAGGCUAGAGAGCGUCAGAUUCCAAGCCCCCGAUGGCUCACUUCCACCUACUGAAUUUCUGUCUGUGUGCAAACAUAUGACAGCCGCCUGAAUCAGUUUUCAGGUGAAACACUUGUUCUGUGAGUUUCAGAGUCAUGGCGAAAGUCCAGGGUGACGUCACUGCUCAAACACAGAGCCUGUGUCUCGAUGCAAGAGGAGAGUGGGGCAACCAUGUCUGGUCGCACAGUCUGUCUGUCCUUCUUCCUUCACCGACCAUUUCAGAUGACGGAGUGCAUUUUUGCCAUUGAGUAUAGAAUUUAACCACAAAGAUAUGCAUGGUUCAAAUGCAGCAGCUGAUGCUACAAGUUGGCGUCCCAACAGAUGCCAGGUGAGAUCUUAUUGGAUCCACUUUGGUUGUAUUAAGUGCUUGAGCUCCAGAGAUGGGCAGAACUCCAACUUAUAAGGAAGCUGUCUUUGUUCUAAACCAGUAUCUGGUGGCAGUAACGGACUGGAUAAGGGUGAAUAAGUUGAUAUUUAAGACAGAGGUACUCCUGGUCAGUUGGAAGAUCGAUCAGGGAGUAGGGCUUCAGCUCCCCUUGUGGACUCAGCAUUGCAAUUUGGGUGCACUCCUGUAUUCUGCCCUGAACCUGUUAUCCAGCUUUCAGCAGUUGCCAGGAGUGCAUUUGCACAAUUAUGGCUCAUGCACCAACUAUGUCUGUUUCUUGAGAUGUCAGAUCUGGCCACAGUGAUGCUUCAACUGGUCCAGAAGCUUCAACUGGUCCAGAAUGCUGCAGUCAGUCUGCUAACUGGGGCUGGAUACAGGAAGCAUGUUUUCCCCUGGGCACAAUUCAAGAUGCUGGUUAUGACAUAUAAAGCCCUCUAUAGCUUGGGCCUGGGUUACUUGAAAGAUCACUUCUCCUUUUCUGCACCUGCCUGGGUGCCAAGUUCCUCAGAUGAGCACCUUCUCUGGGUCCCAUCAACAUCGGAAACAUGGUUAGUGGUGACAUGAGAGAGUCUUUUCUGUAGCUGCUCCGAUAUAGUGGAAUUCCCUCCCAAGAGAGGAUAGAGUUGCUCCCUUGUUAUCUUUCUACCAGCAGCUUAAAGGUAAAGGGACCCCUGACCAUUAAGUCCAGUUGCGGACGAUUCUGGGGUUGCGGCUCUCAUCUCGCUUUACUGGCCGAGGGAGCCGGCGUUUGUCCGCAGACAGCUUCCGGGUCAUGUGGCCAGCGUGACUAAGCCGCUUCUGGUGAACCAGAGCAGCGCACGGAAACACCAUUUACCUUCCCGCUGGAGCGGUACCUAUAUAUCUAAUUGCACUUGACAUGCUUUCGAACUGCUAGGUUGGCAGGAGCUGGGACCUAGCAACAAGAGCUCACCCUGUCGCAGGGAUUCGAACCGCCAACCUUCUGAUCGGCAAGCCCUAGGCUCAGUGGUUUAGACCACAGCGCUUAGGACCUUCCUAUUCAGACAGGCCUAUAGAAACUAGGUGCAGGUGAUGUUGACCACUGCGCUGCUAUCGGAAUGACUGGUAUUUUAGUGCUGGUUCUAAAUAUGCUUUAUUGUAUUUUAAUGAUUGUUUUUAGCUAGAUUUUAUUACUUUGACUCGUUUUUAUUACUUUGUACAAGGACAUUUUUAAUAUGUUGUAAACCACCUUGAAUCCCAGUUUGGGAGAAAGGUGAGAUAGAAAUGCAUUGGAUAAAUGAAUAAAUAAUAUUGGAAGCUGUUGAUUCUGUGCAUAGGGAAGUGGAGCCUUGUUUUGGUCCUGUCGUCUUCUGGGCUGGGGGACAUGGGGAGAUGACUCUCCUCAGGGAUUCUCCAGGGUGGUGCUACCCAUAUUUGGUGCUGUGUGAAAGAAUUCUUGGUUUCUCAGACAUUUACAGUCAGGAGCCACAGCUAAUGCUUUCGGGUGUGGGUGUUCUUUGAAGCUGAUAACAAGCCACAACCAGGGGCAUGGAUCUGCUUUCUUGCUGCCUAUUAUUUGCCGGGGCUUUCUCUUUCCAUACCAGAGGAAUUAAAACUCGGUGAAUGCCUCAUUCUCUUUUCCUGAGCAGAGCAGCAGAAGGCCCAAGAAGCAAGUUUGUUUUUUCAAAGAAGAGUGAGUCAUUUUAGCCCUCAAUGAACCGAAGAUAAGGUCUUUAUUUCAUGCGUGGGGUAGAGGUAUGGGAACUUUGGCCCUGAUAAUGUAUGCCAUGGCUGCUCCCUUUUCUCUCCCCCCCCCCCACCCCGCCAAAAUAUCCACACCGAGUCUCCAGACUUUGUUUUGAGAAAAUGGACUGAGAUUCAAGGUCAAGCCAGCUGUUCUUGCAAAUCCAUCAUUCACAGCAGAGAAAUUCAGUCUGGAAGAUGCUGAGAGAAGGGGGAGCAGUGGGGCACACACACCCCAUCUUGCCAAGGGUCAUAAUGGAGUAGCCUCCCUUGGAUGUUGUGGGGCAGCUGCUUGAGGCAUAAACAUCCUGAGGUGCCCAGUCCUAAUUAGACCUGUCUGUGUGUUGUGCUGCUAUUGUGGUGUCCACUUCAGUGUCUAUAGGGAAACGGGCGCUCUCCUUCCAUUAAGCACUUAAGGGGUUCCGUCCUAAAUGGAUGCUGGUGUCAUGAAGAUACCAUAGGCUUCUUUUUCUUUCUUCAGUGUAAUUAUUUCCAAAUUGCUCCCUUUUGAGGAGGAAAUAAUGCUGUCGUGUUUUGAUGCCCAGAUGCUUUUCUUUCACAACUUUUGCCUUUCUGGAUUUCAGAAUUAUGAAAUUCAGAGUAGACCUAUUUAAAUUAAGGAACCUAAGUUAGUCAUGUCCAUUAAUUUGAACGGGUCAACUCAGAAUAGAACUAACAUUGGAAACAGCCUGACAUAUUUUGCAAGAGAGAUGUAUAUAUCCGUAAAAAUAUUUUAAUUUAAUUUUUUUAAAAAAACCUUUUAGGUAGUGAUUUCAUAAUUGGUUUUAUUUUUUGUAGUUACUAGAAUCCUAUAAGUCUGGUUUUGAAUUUGUUCACUGCUACAUCAUUCAAAUCCGCACUUGUCCAUGAAGCUCCCUGGGUGACCUUGGGCCCAGUCGCUGCCUUUCAGCCAAACCUACCUCACAGGGUUGUUGUGGGGAUUAAAUGAGGGGUGAACCAUGUACACCACCUCGGGCUUCUUAGAGAAAAAGCUGGGAUAUAAAUACAAAAAAAACCCCUAUUCAUUUUAAAGAAGACAAAUGUCCAUACUUUUAUACUGUAUUUUUAUGCUGUGAACCACCCUAAGAUCUACAAGUACAGGAUGGCAUACAAAUUUAGUAAAUAAUAAUAAUAAUAUUUUUCUUCAGCAAACCCUGAAAGGCACAUAUGAGUAGAACAUUAUUUCAUUUAUUCAUUUAAUAAUUUAUUUAAUAAUAAAUUUAAUAACUUAAUGCCAAAAUUGGCUUGUAAACCACUUACAAGUAUAAAAACCAUUAUGCAAGCAGUAAAAUAUAAGCACCCAGAAUCAAACUACACAAUCAAGCAAUCCCUAUUAAAACAUAGCCAUAUUUGCAGGUGCCCUUGGUCGACAGAUUACCAAUUGACAAUGUGUGAUACCUGUUAAAAAUAUUCAUGAGAAUAUGAGAAUCAUGAUUAAGAUCCACCAUAUUCUCCACACACAUAGAUAAAUUCAGUUAAGACCAUACAUUUUGUUAAUUAAAAACAUACUUCUGGAUUCUUUGCAGAUGAUCCAGACAAUGCUUUCAUGUUGUUUCAUGCAGGCUUUGCUGUGCAGCCAGUGAAGGCCAGUGUAUGGUCUGAUCUUGGGGCACAGAGUUCGAGGGAAAGCUUUGAAACUGGCUGUUUUGCAGAGGGGUUUGCAUGCAUUUUGGAACCUCUCAUGUGUUGGCUCAUGUACUUCUGAAUGGAGAUAACAUGGGAGCUUCUGCAUGAGGUGCUCUGCCAGUGAACAGCAGCCCUUCUCCCCCCCCCCCCCUUUUUAGAGGAAGCUGCCUUAUUUCAGGUCCAAUUGUUGGUCCAUCCCAGCACUGUCUCCUCUGACUGGGGUUUCUAGCAGAGGAGGCUCUUUCCCAUCACCUUCCCGCCCUAUUGUGCCUUGAACCUGGCAAUGCUGCCAGGCAGGGAUUGAACUUGGAAUUUCCCACCUGCAACGCUCCCACUGAGCUAUGACAACUCCCCUACUUUCUUCUUUUCUCUGCCUGGAUGUUCCAAGAAACAUGGGGACAGAUUCUGUGUUGGGAUUCUGGUGUUGCUUUUAACGCCCUCUAGCAAAUGCAGACUAUACGUAGUGCGUCCUUGGAGCCACUGGGUGGGGAGGGUGACAGCUGCUGAUUCAGGGCCUGCCGCAUCCUGCCUAGGCAUGGCUCAGUAGGAAUGUGCUCUGCUUCAGAAGUAGGGCAGCUGGAGGAACCGGCUUAGCGCUGCUCUCUUCCUCUGAGCAAAGUGGAGUCCAUUCAAAGCUGAUGCUGAAUAUGCCAUCCAUCACAUAUGUCGUCUAUCAUCAUUGCCUAGCACCCAGGCUUAGCUCUGGAGCCAUGUCUGCGUGCAAAGGGAGGGUUCUUGGUCCUGAGUGCCUCCAGGGGCAGCAAUCUUUUUCCAACCGGGAAGCUGCUGGGGUGCUGCCAGCGCUGGGAAAGGAGUGUUCAGGUGUCCCUCAAAACAGCCACACCUUUGUAAUAGAAAUGCAUUUUGUAGAAAAAAGAAAGGAAAGGUGCCAGCAAGGAGAAGCUUCCCAGAGGCAGAGGGAAAGAACACAAACACACAUGCAUGCACACACACAAGCCACAUGACUGAGAUUCCCCCUGGAAAAAUCUACAACUGGCACAGUCCACUUUGUCCUUCCCACAAGCCUCCAUUCCUUUAAUAGGAACUGGGGCAGAACAGCUCUCUCCAGGGUGCCCAAAGUAUCUUUCUAAUACAUGUGAUCUAGAAAAGGGUUAACAUGGUGAAGGAAGAUGUUCUUUCGGAAGCUGACUCCAAGAAGAAAGGAAAUAACCAUCAUCAUCCCCAGCAGCAGCACCCCCAAAUAGGCCUGGCUGUGGGCCCAGGGAAGUUUUCAAUGGUUAUUGAGUUUCUUAUAUUUUGUUGGGAGCUGCCCAGAGUGGCUAGGGAAACCCAGAGAGAUGGGUGGUAUAUAAAUAAUAAUAAGAUGAUGAUGAUGCACCUGCUUUGCAUAGCAAAGGAUGUUCCCAAGUCCAGUUUGCAACUUCACAGGUAGCAGAACUUUCUCUGUCUGGGGUGGUGGAUAACAGCUGUGCUGGCUGGGGCUGAUGGAAGAUGUAGUCCAAAACAUCUGGAGGGUACCAAAGUUUUUGGGAAAGUUGCCCUUGAGUGUCCUGGUGCCGGAGGCAAAAAAAAUCCCAGAUGCUACCCAUCACCUCCCUCCACCAGUAAAACCAGGGCACCAACCAAUUCUGCUGGUUACAAUCAAGAUUUGGGAUGUCAUGGCUGUAGCAAAGUGAAGGGAGCUUGAGCUGCAAGUGGAGCCUUGCUGGCAGCCCAUUGCAGCUCUUGCUUGCAUACCUUUGUAGGGUACUAUGCCUGCAUCUGCGGGGCCCUCUGCAGCCUCUUUGCUUAGCCCACAGUCAAACGUGGCACGAGCUUCCUGCUUGCCAGUUGUGACUGCGGUAGACUUUGUCCACAGGUCAGCUCCUGGUAGUACUCUGCAUGCUAAACUCUGAUCGCUUCCUCCUUUCAUGGAUGUGGGCAGAGGCGGUUUUAAUCCACAGCUUCUGGAUCUGUGGAACUUGAGUGGUUCUUUGGGAGAUGGGAGAGCAGGUGAGCCCUGCCAGCCUCACCUGCAAGGGCUGCCCAGCUAAUAAAGAGAGUGAUGGUGCUGAACUGGCAACAGCUCCUUGUAAUGGCUCUUGCAGCUUUGCAGGGUGGUCAUUGCUACUUUCUAGUUAAUGAGUGGAUAUUUGUUUUUCAUCCUUAAUCGUGCAUAUUUAAUGCCGGGAACAACUUCAGAUUCUUGCAUUGGGAAAUUUUAUUUUACGUCAAGCUGUUAAUGCUGUGGUUUCUCAACCUUCUUCCUCCAUUUGCUUUCAUUUCCUUAAAGCAGCUUUGGUCAACCUGGUGCCCUCCGGAUGUUUUGGACUGCAGCUGUCCUCAGCCCCUGCUAGCGUGUAGUAAAAAAGCAUCUAUGGAAUCCUAUGUUGGCUAAAGUUGCCAGGUACCCUUCAUAGGUUGUUGGACUACAACUCCUAUCAGGUCCAGCAUCCUACAGCUGUUCUAGCUGGGCUGCUUUAAGGAGGCACUGGUGUUUAGGGCAUAUUGCCUCUGCAGCUGAAAAACCCCAACUCCUUUUUGGGGCAUGCAGAGGGUGCAGCUGUUCCAGGUUAUUGCACAACAUCCCGCAAUAGUUUUCACUUCUGGUGGGUGGUUCUGUUUUUCUGUUCCAAAAGUCUAGCUUCCCUGCCUCCCUCUUGAAAGACUGCAGAUUGAGUCAGUUUGUGUCUUGUGUACAUGUGUAAAUCAGAACAGCCAGCUGUGUGAGCUUCCUCCCUGUUGUCCCAUGUUUGUUUCUUCAUCUUCAUCUAAAAAUUGAUAUACCAACUUUCAUGUGAAGAUCUCAGCGCAGUUCACAAGAAGCAGUGCCCCUUCCAUUAAGUGCAUGAUAUUGCUGCUUUUAGUACUGUCUCUAGGCCAACAGCGGGAGAUGUUUUUCAGCUCAAGGGCCACUUUCCCCUCUGAAAAACUUUCCAGGGACCACAUGCCCAUUGGUGGGUGGGGCCAAGGGCAAAAGUAGGUGGAGAAACAAAUACACAGAUGGCUGCUUUCUACAUCACUCCCCCACCCCCAGACAAGCAAGAGGCAUUGCCAAGAGUUCAAGGUCAUAUUCCAGCCAGGGAAAGACACUUAAGGGGAGCUCUGUGAAGUGUAAAAACAUGCAAUUGUAGAGUUGAAAAAGACCUGAUUCAAAAAUACAUACUCACACCCCUCACACACAAAAACAAUUCUCACUACAGCCAACCAAAGACAACCAACCACACCCUAAGCCACCCCCAGCCUCUCUCACCACCAAGGAAAUACAACAAGUGAAUAGUAAGAGAGCCCAUACAAGUAAGACUGACACAACUCCCUCUACACUAAGUAGAAUAAUAGAAGCAUAACCACCCUACUCCACUCACCAUUCCCCGCUCCCCCGCUCCCCAUUUUUCUUUCUUCUUCCUAAUUGUUUGAACCAAUUCAUGAACCAAGAACUUAUACAUUGACCACUAAUAAUGAAAUGUAUGUUGUAGAUAUUUUUCCACAUUAUGCUAUUUUUGUGAUAUGCAAAUGACAGGAGAAAACUUGGUAUACUCUACUUGUUUGUAUAACAUUCUUGUUUAUAAAACCCAAUUAAAAAAAAAAAGAGUUGGAAAAGACCCAAAGGGUCAUCUAGGCCAACUCCCUGCAAUGCAGAGAACCAAGGCCAGUGGGGUGUGUGGCUUGGGGAAAGCGGUCUGGAAGAGAAGGAUUUGACCCUGAAAGGUCACCAUGAAAGACCUACCCAGCAGUGAGCUUUUGCAGGACUGCCCAGCCUCUGGUUUGGAGGAGGACCCAGAGCCUGUAGCAGCUCCUGGGGUUUGGCCAGGCCUUUUUCUGGAUUCUGACUAUGGCCAGUAUUCUUUUGCCUGGCCCUUCCCACCACCUUCUGCAUUAGUGCAUCCCUCUGCAGUUUUGGCCUCUGCUAUUACCGUUGUCCAUGUUCAUAUUAGUGAGAGAUGCCACUGCAGCUGCCCAACUCCAGCAAUCGAACACCAGUGACUUUCUGGGCAUUUACCGAAUGGGGUUCAGCAUCCAUCUCAAUGACUCCUUUACAUCUUCAUGGCAGAUAACCUUAUGUUGUAGUAGCAUACCUAGUAGCCCAGCCUCCAUAUCUCGCAGCAGUAUACCUUUGAAUGCCAGAUAUGGUGAGCAAGCCCUCUGCUUCAUUCCUUGCAUUAUCUUCUGGCAGCAUCUGCUUGGAUUAUGGGUUGCUGGGACGGCUGUAAAGGAAUCCUUACCUGCUUCUCCUGUUCUGACCAGGCGGAGGAGAGCAAGCAGCUGUGGGGUGGGAGGUUAUUUCUGGAGCUUGUGCACCUUCAAGGGCUGAAAAUGAUACAGUACUGGAGAAACACUGAAGGCCCUACAGUUGCCCUGCUCUGCUUACAGGAAAGUCUCUGAAAACAACUUGUGUGGAAAUCAGUUCAAGGCCCUGCCUGUAGAAGAAAAGCUGCUUCCAAGCCCAUUAGUGACCUGGGACCCAUGAGGAUGCUCUGGCAUUUGUGCUGGAUAACUGACUCACCGUCUUGGGUCAUGUUCUGCUCCCUUGGUCUGCAGAGCUUUGCCUACCUCUCAGGAGUCUGAGUAUGCUUAAUUAAUCCUGUGCCUUCCACUUUACCCUUCUUUUUCUCCUCUUCUCUGUGCUACGAUGCUAGCAAACUAAAUAUUUGUGGGGCUUACUAUUGAGCAAACAUCCAUAGGUUUGUACUGUUGUUCCCCUGUCUUGUCCAUGCAUGUAAGGCCGGAGUACCAAAAAAAUCCACUUUCUGUUCUGAUGCUACCCUGUAUAUGCAGGUGGGGUGGGGGACUGCUGUGUAGCAACAAAGAGCAAGGGCUGAAAUGCCUUCCAAAGGAAUUGCUUGAUUUACUUUAAGGUAUUUACAUAGUGCCCCUCCCAAAGCUGUUUACAUAGAAAUAGUGAAACAAUCAGUAUCGGUUAAUGUUAUAAAAUAAAAUGCCCAAGACAAGCUCCAAGGAUGUUGCUCUCUUGCAGGCUGGAUGUGUAUUUUUUCCAGGCUGGGUGUUGUUGUUGGGGGAUUUGUUUGUGGUCACUAACGGAAGGGAAAAGAAAUCAAAGCCUGAAGGCUUGAUAAUCCUCAUCUUGAGGGCAUUGCACUCUUGCAGAAUCUUAGUACAGUGGUACCUCUGGUUACAUACUUAAUUUGUUCCAGAGGUCCGUUCUUAACCUGAAACUGUUCUUAACCUGAAGCAGCACUUUAGCUAAUGGGGCCUCCCGCUGCUGCUGCUGCGCCGCCGCCAUGCGAUUUCUGUUCUCAUCCUGAAGCAAAGUUCUUAAUCUGAGGUACUAUUUCUGGGUUAGCGGACUCUGUAACCUGAAGCAUCUGUAACCUGAAGCAUAUGUAACCCGAUGUACCACUGUAGUCAAGUUAAGACCAGGAGAGCUGAGGGAGAGAAACAAAACUCCUACAAGCCUUGCAUGGGCUUCAAUAACUUUUGCUUCUAUCGUCUGCAACAUUUGCGUUAACACUAAGUAAGCAGAAAGGGGUAGCCCCAAACUGUGUCUCUCCCUACGUGCCACACAACCAAGCCCUUCAGCCGCUAGCCUGUUUCUCACCAUUCUCCCAAAGUGAACCAUUUCCAAACUGGAGCGGCUGAAACACUUACUAGCUGCGUGCACAGUUGAUGAGUCCGCACCUUGGGAGUGGCGAAAGAUUGUGGAAACUUACCUUGUUUGUGUUGGAAAAGGUGCUUCCUCUGCCCAUAUGUUUGGAGUGUGAGCGCCCCCUGGCUGCAGCAUCUUUGGGAAAGCUUAUUUUGGUAAAAGCCCACCUGCCAGUCCAUCCUCUUACUCCCUAAUUGCUGAAUCUCUGACGCCCCUCCCCAAUCUUUCUCUCUCCUCCCUUUCAUGCAGUAAACUUUGAGGGAUGCUCAGAAAGGACACACCGACCCUUCGCUUCGGACGACACUCGCUUCAGGGUGCGCUCGGAUGGCGUGGUGGUGGUGAAAAGGCCUGUGCAACUCCACGUUCACGAGUGGCACUUCUUCAUCCAUGCCUGGGACGGGGCUGGCAAGAAACACUCUGCCAAGGUGACGCUGCGAAGUCAUGGCCAUGGAUCCCACAAGCAGCAUCCUCAUGCGGUACGGAGCCUUCUGUUCAGAGCCUCCUUCCUCUGCCAGCCUCCCUUGCCUUCUUUGUUUGUCAGGGAGCCUUCCAGAGGUACCAACCAAGGCUUCCAUGAUGAAAUGCCCUGCUUUGUUCAUUCCUUGCUGAGCUAGAGGUGCAUUUAUUUUUAUUUUGCAGGAGCCCUAUUCCCUUGGUCAUGGAGAGGUGCUGACCUUCCCAGUAUCCAGCCCAGGCCUGAGGAGGCAGAAGAGAGACUGGGUCAUCCCACCCAUUGUUUGCUCUGAGAACGAGAGAGGUCCUUUCCCCAAGCAACUGGUGCAGGUAAGUUGAGGUGGCAGCAUCUCCUGGGGUCCCUGCAGGGGCCUGCUUCCCUUUAAGUUACUUUCCUUGAUGCCCAAGUUGGUAAUGUCGUAGGGUCACUGGGGGUUGAACUAGAUGGGCCCAGAUGCAGAACAUGAGUGCUCCAAAAUUACCCCCACUUGUGAUUCCAUGCAGAGGCAUACUACCUCUUGACUGUGGAAGGGGAACAUAAUCAUAGUGGCUAGUAGCUCUUGGUACCCUUAUCCUCCAUCAAUAGUUGACUCUUCUAAAGCCAUCCAUGUUAGUGGCCAUCACUACAUCUUGUUGGCUGUGCAUCAUUGGAGGCUGUCUACUGGGCUCAUGAGCUGCAGGUGCAUCUCCUCUGUUGGUGGGCAGCAAUAUGACAUGCGUCAGGGAAAGGGAUAUGGCAUGUUUCAACCAGCCUUGACCACCUAAUGCUCAGUACCUGUCAUCAUCUUGAUUAUUUUCUCCACCAGAUCCAAUCUAAUAAGAAUAAAGAGACGACAGUCUUCUACAGCAUCACUGGGCAGGGGGCUGACACUCCUCCUGUUGGAGUCUUCACCAUUGAGAGGGAAUCUGGCUGGCUGAAGGUGACCCGCCCACUGGACAGAGAAGAUAUGGACAGAUACGUUGUGAGUCCCUGUGCACUGUUCACGAUCAAGUUUCAGGUUCUUCUUUCAGGGGUUGGAGCUGGCUGUUGGCAGCAUCCAGUGCUUGAGUGCUGCUCCUCUUGCGGGUGGGAGGAAUGGGAGAAGACAUAGGUGAGACAAAAGUCUCCCUUGGGUGCCGUCUAGGGGUUUGUCGGUAGCUGCCAAGCUGUUUGGUGUUUCAUUAGAGCUGGCUUCUCCCAGCCUGACCCCUUCCAGAUAGUUUGUAUUACAACUUCCAUCAGCUCCAAUGAGCACAUGGAGGCUGCCAAAUUAGUGAAAGCUGCGUUGUAGAUUAGAGACAUAUGAAGUUGCCCUAAACGGACCAAACUAUUAGCACAUCUAUUUAUUUCAACCUUAUACCACUUAUAAUUUACCACUUAUACCACUUAUAAUUUAUACCACUUAAUUGUGGUCAUAUCUAAGCAGUAUACAGGAGACCCAGUAUAAGAAGAUUAAAAAUUAGUUUGAAGCAUAAAAUCUGAGUUCAAUUAAAAAGCCUGCUGGAAUAAAAAGUUUCCAUCUAGUUCAAUGGGGGUGGGGUGGGGCCUUUCUGACCUCAACUGGAAGGCCCCAUAGUUCUUAACAUGAGGCUUCUGGUGGAGACAGCCCAUGCAACUAGCAGUGGCUCCCCUGAGUGAGCAGGGAUAUAAAGGAUCAGACUGAUCUAGCUCAGUCUUACCUGCCCUAACUGGUAGCAGGGUCUUGUGGGGAUUGAACCUGGGUCCUUUGGCAUGCAAAGCAAUGGCCCUUCCACAAGGCCCCCCUGCCUGCCUGUUUUCACUCCCCUACCAGAGAAGAUAGUUGCAGUUCUCCUUCAGGAACUUUCAGUCUGAGAAUAUGAUGUCCAUUUGGCAAAUGGGAGAGCAUGUCCUGCCUCCCAUGAGGUGUCUUGGCUGUCUCAGGUUUCUUUGUAGUGAAAUUUCCUCUUGAAAUAUUGGGUGGAUAACUCAUGAAACCCGUAAAGCUUUAGGGGUUAAAAGCUGGGCAUCCUGUUUCUUGAGUCUUGCUAUUUUUUGGAGUGAAGCUGUUAAGGUGCAAAGGAGGAGGCGGCUGUGACAGGGGGACUGACAGAAGCCCUUUGCUGCUGUCCCCAUCGUAUGACUUUUGCUGAGAACAGCAAUGAACUUUCUAUGUCUGUGGUUCCUUCCUUUAAAAAUAGAAAAAAGAGCACUUUUUCUAUUUUUGUGUCCAUACUAGUGAAUUAAUGGCCCUUUGUUGGUUCUCCUCUGCAGCUUUUCUCUCAUGCUGUGUCUGUGAAUGGGCAGCCUGUGGAGGAUCCCAUGGAGAUCAUCAUCAAGGUCAGCGACCAGAAUGACAACAAGCCCAUUUUCACCCAGAGCAUCUUUGAAGGAUCUGUAGCGGAAGGAGCCACGCCAGGUAGGUGUGCGUGUAUAAUUGCAUACAUGUUAGUAAAGGCCAUCGGUGGCUGGUGCCCUUUGGGACUAGUUGGGUGGAAGGCAGUGAGCCCAAUUGUAGGUAGGGUUGCAGUCAAUGAGAGGCAGAGCCAAUGAAUUCUAGCUUUGUCCCCCUGCCCUGCUGAGUUCUACAAGGGCAACACUGAGGCUAAAGGAGAAGGAAGAUGGCAGCCAGUUGCACCUCACCCUCCAGAAUGGAUGCAUUUAACAAGGAGGGCAGAGUGGUUGGGCUAGCUGAGGACAGACAGACAUUUGUGGGCCAGUGCCCCAUUUGUCCUCAUGGACCAGCCUCUAUGGGAAGUUGCUGCAAAUCCUCUCAUUCCUGACCAUUGACCAUGCUAGCCAUUUUCCCAUGAUGGGAAAUGGAGCCCAACUAUGCCUGGGGUCCAUGGCUUCCCCAACCCUGAUUUAUGUGCAUGGCACUACUUCACUGCCCCCCUCUAGUUUAUUGUCCACAAAGCCUGCUCAGGCCAAGCUGUGCUUCCACCUCCUUACGUAGAUUAUGCAGCAGGUAAUGGAGCCCACAGAUCCCUUCAGCUGUCAUGCAGACUGGCAUGAGACUGGUAUGUAUUGUGCUCAGGUGCUCUGUGGCUUAGGAACCUAGCUCAGGGUUGCUGACAGCACAGAAAGUAUGCUGAAACCUUGGAAAGGCACUGUCAGCCCUGCCUGGAGAUGCUGGGGAUGAGAUGCUCACUCUGGAGUGAGUUGCAUUCACUUGGAGAUUGGCACGUCUUUAACAGCUGUCUGGGACAGAAUCUGUUCUGCCUUCCUAACUAGCAUCAAGGCAGGUCCGCCCCCGCCCCCCCGUUUCUGCUUCUCAAAUGCUUUUUUAUGCAUUCCCAGGUACCCCAGUGAUGCAAGUGUCUGCGACGGACAAAGAUGAUGCCGUGAAUACCUACAAUGGGGUCAUCACCUACUUCAUAAUCAGCCAGGAGCCCAAGCAGCCCUACAGUCAGAUGUUCACCAUCAACAAUGAAACAGGGUGGAUCAGUGUGAUCACAACAGGCCUUGACCGAGAGGUGAAUGUCCUGGCUGUGAGCAGGCGGGGGCGGGCAAUGUUUGAGGGUGUCAAUCACUAUCAAGCACACCUGUAGCACUUUCCAAGUCUGCACACUUGCAAUGAAUCACUUGCACUUAAACCCUUUUGGAAGCAGUGAUAAGUAUGCACCUGAUCAAAUGCUGAUUUGAAGCCACCUCUUCACUUAUUAUGUUGUAUGAGUUUAACUGUUGUAAUGAUAAUGAUAAGAAGUGGCUAAUCUAGGCUAAUCUUUUCACACGCAAGCCCCCCUUCCCCAUCGAGAAUUCUCUCUCUGUAAUGUUAACAUAACUUGGUUAUUUGGUUUGCUUUCAGGAAUUCCCCCAGUACACGCUGGUCAUCGAAGCUAGAGACAUGUUAGGAGAAGGCUUAAGUACUACAGGGAAAGCAGUGAUUACUGUCACGGACACGAACGACAACCAGCCAAUAUUUGACCCACUCACGGUAAUGUUGAGGCUUCUCCUACAUCUUCCUUGACCAGUCUGACAUCGCGUCCUACCCUGCCAAAAUCCUCUGUCCCUUCAUCCUGCCUUCUCCAGAAAAGGAGGGGGAGGCCCUGGGGAAGUUCCAGAAUAGCAUCAUCAUAGCAUCUCACUGAGCUGGGCCUCUGCACUCCAGCAAGGCAAAGCCACACUCGGCCUAAGUCAACAUCCUCCUUCUGUCUUCUAGUACGUUUCAACUGUGCCAGAGAACAAGGUGGGAUUCCAAGUUGCCAGGCUUUUGGUGAAAGACGCAGAUCAGCCAGGGACCGUAGCAUGGAAAGCCAAGUACACCAUUGUGAAAGGGAACGAGGAAGGCAACUUUGAAGUGGCUACCGAUCCCCAAACCAAUGAUGGUCUCCUGACAACCAUUAAGGUAAGCCGAAGUCCCUCCUUGAGCUGCAGUCCUCUUAAGCUUCCUGCCUCAUAAGCUGCUGGGACUUCAUGCUUUGCCCUGGUGUUUAGGUGGAUGUUACUGGCACCCCCUGAUUGCAUCAUCUCUCUCUCUCUUUCUCUUGCCUCCUUUCCAGGGUCUGGACUUUGAGGCGAAGGAUCUCUUCACCCUUCUGGUUACUGUGGUGAAUGAAGUUCCCUUCUCGGUGACUCUCCCAACAUCCACGGCCACAAUCACUGUCAACGUAAGGGAUGAGAAUGAAGCCCCCAUCUUUAACCCCCCCGAAAAGUCUGUGACGAAGUCUGAAGACCUCCCUGCUGGGCAGCUGGUGACUACCUAUACCGCUCAGGACCCCGACACAAAUCAAAAGCAGACGGUCAGGUACAGGAAAGGUUCAAAUGCUUUGCAAGGGGGCUAGGUGAGCAGGUUAGCAAGGGAGCGAGUCUCAGGGCAGAGCUGAAGGGUCAGGAGCAGAGCUCAUUCCGCUGUCAGAUAGCUAAAGGGGACAGGAAAGAGCAAGGAAGCAUGUACAAGAGGGAGAAGCCAAGGGAAAAGCUCAUAAGUAGUUCAGAAUACAGCUGCAAGGUUGCUCACAGCAGGUCUUGGAAACAUCAUCUUGUCAGUCCUUAAACAGUCUGCUCAAAUACAGCCGCAACUUGUGGCUAAUAAGUAUGGUAAAUGUAUUAUUAUUAACAGUUAGAAUAUAAUCCAAAAUUUACAAAUCAUAAACAUCAUUAUAUAAUGUAUGUAUAAGUCCAUAAACAAGAAAGAGUCAAUGUAAUGAAUUGCUGUCAGGGAACACCACGACGCAGGUAGAAUGCCUUUCAGUAGAUAAUGUCCAACAGUAUUGUAGUGGUGGGUGCUCCAACGUGUAGAAUUCAGUAAUGAACAGCAAACAAGCAGAACAGUGUUUCCAGAUUAAGUCAACUGUUUCAAAGACGUAUCUUCGUCAGCAAAUAAUUUCUAAUAAAUUAUCCAUUCAGGUAAAUGUGAUACUUAUAGACCAGUGCUCACUAACCAGUGUAGCCCAACUGUUGGCUACACUGGUUAGUGAGCACUGGUCUAUAAGUAUCAUUACGUUGACUCUUUCUUGUUUAUGGACUUAUACAUACAUUAUAUAAUGAUGUUUAUGAUUUGUAAAUUUUGGAUUAUACUCUGACUACUAGUAAUAAUACAUUUACCAUACUUAUUAGCCACGUGUUAUGGCUGUAUUAGAGCAGAUUAUUCUGUAUUGCAACACAGGGGUUUUGUUUUAGUCCUUAAACAGUUGCAGGGGCAUUUCAUUUGUUUUUCUGGGUGCAAUUCAAAGCACUGGUGUUUGACUUUUAAGGCCAUUUAUGGCUUAGGGCCCAGGAUACUGGAAGGAACUGUGACCUUCACACCAUCCUGCCCAUACAAUAAGGCAACAAUGAAGGCUUUUUAAAAAAAAGUUCUAGACCUGAAUGUUUUUACUGCAGGUUUUUUGUGGUGUUUUAAUAAUAACUUUUAAUUUGAUUUAAAAAAUGACAACAACAACCCAGAAAUUUGUUUAAUUCCGGGCAAGGUAUAACUUUGUUAAUAAAAAGCAAUAAUAGCUAAAUGACACUCCACACCACUUAGCAGCACAAAUUAAGUGUCCCAUUGGACGGCACGUACCUAGGAGAGAUGGCAAGCUCUUAUUGAGGUUUCUGGGAGUGUAUUCUUAUAGGCUUGGCUUCCUUCCCCCUCCGUAUUUGGCCCAUUAGGUACACUCAGCUGAAUGAGCACUUAUUAUCUAUAUCUGUUGUAAUAGCCAAGGUGUGUUAGAGAAAGGUGGGCAACAUUUUUCAGGGGGCAGGGGGAACAUGCUGAAAGUGGGCAGGGCCAGAGCCCAAUGGGUGGGGUCUCUCUUUUCCAUUUUCCUCUCUUUUUCUGCCAUCUCCUUCUCUCUCCCUGCCCAGAGCUCUCAGAUUAUCUCUGCAAAGCUUUUCACCCCCUCACUCGACCCUUCCAUUGCUCAAUUUGUUUUCCUUUUCUGGCCAUUUUUUCCUCCAUCCACCCUUCCCCCCCCCCCCGACUUGGGCUUCACUACCAGCAAGUAAUGAGGCCACAGGUGACUCUUGGGCUGCAGGCUGCCCAUCCCUGACUUACAGGGAUGAACCUUCAAUUGUUUUGACCGGCAAAAUGUCAGAGCUGCUGUCACUCACCCUCAUUUCUCUUGCAGUUAUUCUAUUGGGAGCGACCCAGCAGGGUGGCUGAAGAUUAACCCUGAAAAUGGCAUCAUAGAGACGAAAGCCCCUCUGGACAGGGAGUCUAAAUUUGUGGUAGACAACACCUACACGGCUCUCAUCUUGGCGAGUGACAAUGGUAACUGGGACACAUUUUUAGCCCUUUUCCUUGGGGUCAGGUGCUCCUCCAAGUCCCAGGAAGGAGCAGGCCCUUGCUACAGUGACUGUGAUGGAUAGUUGUGCUAAAUGUUGGAAUCUGAGGAGUUUAACUGUCAUAUCCCAGACCCAAGGAGUGCCCCUCUUGUCCUUUUGAUGCCAGUUCCUCCUGAGAUUUCUGCAUCUCACAAUUUCGCAUUUAUCUUUGAAAAACGUGUACAUUGCUGUGUAUAAGCAUUCAAAGAUUGAGGGGAAACCAUACUGUGCCACAACAAUGAAAACUUCUAAAACAUAGAGCAGGUUAAUAACCUAUCCAUUUCAGUUUCUUAUUUCUUCACGGUUGCACCAUUUUGUGUUUGUUUAAAAAUCUACACACACACACAAACAAUUUCUUCUGGUAUAUUUUUGUUGCAAUUUCCCCUUAACUGAAAUUUUGUAAUCAGCUUUCCCUAAUAUUUGUAGCUUCUUUGCAAACAAAAAGUCCUAUUAUACUGCAUUUUUGCACAUUAUUUUUACUAACUUAAAUACGUUUGCUUCUCUUUAGGGAUGCCUUUGCUCACAGGCACAGGAACUCUUCUCCUGUACCUGGAGGAUGUGAAUGACAAUGGGCCAGUGCCAGACCCACGAUCCUUUGACAUCUGCAACCGGAGCCCUGAACGCAAGGAAUUGAGCAUUGUGGACAAGGAUCUUCCUCCAAACACUCAACCCUUCAAAGCAAUGCUGCUCUUGGGCUCAAGCGCCAACUGGACGGUCGAAGUAAACGGAGGUAAGCUAGUGGGAGGGAUGGUGUCUGCACUCUGCAGACCAGUAUGCAUGUGUGGUGGGAAAUUGCUUGACUGCCUAGCCUUGAGCUGUCCAGGGACAUCUUGUUCUGCUCUACCUAAGAGGCCUCAUUCACGAACAGCAGCUGAGGUGGCAAAGCUGUGCCACCGCUUGUGCUACUUUAGACUGCAGAACAGGAUUUGUGUGACUUUCCCAUGCAUAAAAAACUAGUAAGGCAAGUAGAAGGCUUUAGUAGAAUCCUCCUUCUUGGUAUCUAGUUUUCUAUAUGUAUCUAGUAUUCUUUGUUUUUAUCUUUAAGCCACCUUGAGUGCCAUCAGGAGAAAAGGCAGUGCAUAAAUAAAUAAAUAAAUAAAUCUUUAUUAUAAUAAUACAUGCAGGGAAACUAUAAUAUCAGGAAGGAGGUUUCUAAUCAAGCCUUCUACCUGACUUACUAAUUAUCCUGUCCCCUCUACUUCCUGCAUGGAAAAGUAUGCCAUGGGGUGAGUGGGGUUUUGAAAGCGGUACUGUCCAAAUUUCAAGUUUCCCACCUCAGCUGCAGCUCUGUGAGAAUGAGACAAAAAUUAGACAAUGUGCAUUUGUCAAAUCUGCACGUGUGUUAACCAGAUAAUCUACUGCUGUCCCUUUCCAGAAUCAUUUUAAUAUUCAAGUUGGUUCAUGAUUAGGAUAGAAAAAGGCUGAACAGAGUCUGUUUUUCUUGCUUUGCAAAGCCCUAACCCUGAGCCUGCUUUUUCUCUCUCCUUAUGUUACCUCAUAGAUAAACUGGUCCUCGAAUUGACCAAGCAGCUGGAGCCAGGUGAAUACAGCAUUGCCCUUGAGCUACAGGACGCCGGGGAAGUUUCCCAGACAACAACAGUCAAAGCCCAAGUGUGUGACUGUGAGGGGGCAGCCAAGAAUUGCGAGAAGAGGGCAUAUAUCGCAGGCGGGAUGGGGAUUCCAGCCAUUCUGGGCAUCCUUGGUGGGAUCCUUGGCUUCCUGAGUGAGUAUUUCCUGCAAGGUCUCAUUGUGCCCUUGAAGGUGCAGGGGGGUGGGAAAGUGAUCCAGCCCCCUUCUCAUAUAUUCUGUCCAUUUUAUGUCUGACACCAACACACCUCUCUUUAUAUAUUUGUUAAGUUGAGACUUCUUCAGUUCUGUAAAGCAACUGACAAAUGUAGUAAAUAAUAAUAGGUGGAUUCUGCAACUUCAGUAGACCAUGCACACAGAUGCAGUUGCAGAGAUAAAUGUGUUUUGUCUCUGACACUUGUGCGGAAUGGCACUGGCAGUGGCAGGGAGGAGAAAUGCAAGGCAUUGAAGCUGACCGGUGGAAGUUAUCUGGGUCCUCUUCUUCCCAGCAACUCAGAUUUCGCCAGACAUUCCUGCCUGUCCAUUUUCCAAAGCCAUACAAAAAACCAGUCCGAAAUCUGGUUCCAAAAUGUGAUGGGAAGAUAGAUGUUUUAAUAUCAAGAGCUUCCAGUGGAAAACGGUAGAGCUGGCCAGUGUGAAGUGCUGAGGAGUGGGAGAGAAGAGGACCUAAAGGACACGCUCCUUUGCCAGCUAUUGAAACUUUGGGGUGUGUUUGAGGUAUCUGCAGAUAACACUUCCUCCUGUGCAUCCAUUAAUUUAAACAAGUCUACCUUGAGUAAAACCAUACUGCUGUGCUGCAGAGCUGAUCUGCUUGCAAGCUGCUGAAAGGGGCAGAUAAAUGGCUUGCAGCUCUGGGUGGGCACUGCUGUAGGAAAAGGUAUGCCUGAAGCUGAGACAAAUACACCUGUCUGCCUGUUCUGUAGUUGUGGAAGUGCAGAAUAGAUCCCGCUCUGUUUUAGAGCUCCCUGAAUCAGCCGAGCAGACAGUCCAGGCUGCCAUUCACAGUUGCUUCUCCAACUUUAUUUUCUUCCAGUCCUCCUGCUCCUGCUGCUGCUGUUUGUGAGGAGGAGGAAGGCAGUGAAGGAGCCUUUGCUUCCACCAGAGGAUGACACACGAGACAACGUCUACUAUUAUGACGAAGAGGGUGGUGGAGAGGAGGAUCAGGUGAGCUGCUGAGUCUUAGCCCAAGAGGGAUGGGACUACUUCUGUGGGUUGCCCACAAAAGCCAUCACUGCCCUGCUUUGCAAGUCGUCAUGCCACCUCUUUCCUCCCCUGCACAUUUUUGUUCUUUUGUGAACGUCACAUCUUGCCACCUGACUUGUAGAGUAAGAUAGUCCUGAGGUCACAUUGCAAGCUGGCCACAUCUCUUGAGCCUUUGCUUAGAUCAGGGAUAGGAAACUUUUUUCAGUCUGGGACCACAUUCCCUUCUGGAAGCCACAUGCCAGUGAAGGAUGGAGCAAGAAAUAAAAGUGGGUGGAGCAAUGGGUGGGGCUCUUCUAUACAUAGGCUAUAAGCCCAAGUGGCUUCACACAAACACACACAUGUGCACGCACACGCUCUCCCCCUCUGUUCAUCCAGGCAUAUGAUACAUUAUCAUAGAACAAAGAAGGACACAUUCCCGCCAGGCUAAAACACUCUAGAAGGUUGCAAAGCACAAAGCAGGGCUAGCAAGAGGUAUGUCCUGGGGUGGGGGGAAGCACAGGAGGGACCACAUUCAGCCCCAGGCCUGAGGUUCCCCAUGCCUGGCUUAGAUCAAGCAGUUCCCAGAAAUUUACUUUAUAAUUUACUUUGGCCUGACCACCCAUAUAUUUUAAAAAAUAAAAAUGUAAGAAUGGAUUAAGAAAUGUAUUGAUGUCCCAAGGGAGUAAACAGCAUGUGCUUAUAUACAUUCAUUUCUACACUGGAAGAUGCAUUCUGCCCAUCUCUCACCAUCCUCCUGAUCCUUGUUAACUAAAAAUGUUAUGUCCUGCAAAAGGUCUUAAGCGAUGAGUGGAAAUGGUAGCAUCUUAUACCCUGGACCAUCUUACUUACCUCUGGCAUCUAUUUUCUGAAUGUGUCUCUCUACCCUUCCUAGGACUAUGACAUGAGCCAGCUGCACCGUGGCCUGGAUUCCCGCCCUGAAAUUACCCGCAAUGAUGUUGUUCCGACUCUCAUGCCAGCUCCGCAAUACCGCCCACGGCCUGCCAACCCUGAUGAGAUUGGCAAUUUCAUUGACGAGGUGAGUGAAACUGGCAGCUGAGCCACACAAAAGAGUCCCAUAACAUUUGCUGUCACUGUUAGCAAUAUGUUUGGAUAUUCCUCAUAAAUUGAUGAUGAUGAUGAUGAUGAUACACUUCUGCAGUGGUACUGAAGUGUAAACGGUUUAGCUUUGAUUGACCAAUUAACUGAAGUUUGGGCAUCUGAUAGACAAACAAAAUUGGAUUUUGUUAUUGAUGAGUUUAAGUCUGUUUAGGAAAGAAAAAGAAUUCUUUUAUAGAACAUUUCUCAAGUCACUACAAUUCUUUUUGGAACAAAUUGAUUACUGUAUCCAUUUGCAUGACUGAUAAUUCAAUGAAGAUCUGUCCCAAUUAAUGACAAAUCUUCAGUUUUGGUUAUAUGUAUGUUAUAUUUUCCAGUCAUAUUUUGAUUUAUGUUUUCGUUUUUAUAUUACUAUGAAAAAAUGCAAUACAAAUGUGGUGGUGGUGGGAGGAAGAGCAUGCUUAAUAACAGGGAAGAAAAUUACCCUGUAUCUGCCCAGUGGCUGGUCAUAGAGUGUUCUCCAAAGUCAUGUCUCUAGAUGUGGCCUUGGGGUCAGAGGUCAUGAUUUUCUCCAGAGAGCUGGUACCUCAUUGCUCUAAAGCAGAGGGCCACUAUUGCCACAAUCAACUUGCUCUAAUGUGGAACAAACUGAACACAUCUUCCUUUCCCUUCCUACAGAACUUGAAGGCAGCAGAUACAGACCCCACGGCACCCCCAUACGACUCUCUGCUUGUGUUUGACUAUGAGGGCAGUGGCUCUGAAGCAGCCUCCCUCAGUUCUCUGAAUUCCUCCAAUGGUGACAGAGACCAAGAUUAUGACUAUCUGAAUGACUGGGGCAACCGUUUCAAGAAGCUGGCUGACAUGUAUGGAGGGGGCGAGGAAGAAGACUAG
This is a messenger RNA of Podarcis lilfordi (Lilford's wall lizard), 29389 nucleotides long. The record is from the annotation of a GenBank genome assembly. Lineage: Eukaryota; Metazoa; Chordata; Lepidosauria; Squamata; Lacertidae.